Molecule: messenger RNA, 2892 nt
Organism: Penicillium chermesinum
Lineage: Eukaryota; Fungi; Ascomycota; Eurotiomycetes; Eurotiales; Aspergillaceae
Product: mRNA transport regulator MTR10
Exons: 7
Coding region: 1-2892 (963 amino acids)
Biological process (GO): protein import into nucleus
Cellular component (GO): nuclear membrane; cytoplasm
Molecular function (GO): small GTPase binding
Source: RefSeq, a predicted model, not a curated record
AUGGCCAGCAAGGAUAGCGGGCAGGCUUUUGCCCCGGUCCUGGCGGCCGUCGCAACCAUGCAAGGGAAUGUGCCAAAGGCCGAGAAGACCCAGGCUCAUGAAUUUCUAGAGAAAUUCCAGAAGUCACUGGAGGCAUGGACAACAACACAUGCUCUUCUACAGUCACCCGAUGUACCGAUCGAAGCCAAACUGUUCGCGGCGACUACACUCAAGGGAAAGAUCAUUUUCGACCUUGAUCAACUCCCUCCCGAGUCUGUCGUAGGACUUCGUGACUCAGUAUUGGGAUUGUUGGUUGCAUUUGCGCCAGGCCCGCGCCCCAUUCAAACUCAACUUUGUGUGUGCUUGGCAAGUCUUGCGAUCCAAAUGCUGGCAUGGAAGGAUGUUUUGGCGACAGUGGGGUCUGCUUUGGGCAACAGUGCGGGGGAUUGUGUUCUGGAAUUCCUGAAGAUCCUCCCGGAGGAAGUGACAGAAGGCCGCAAAAUCAAUCUUAGCGUGGGUGGGAUCUCUAUGCCUCUUGUGGAGUCCGGCACUAACGAUAAACAGGAGGAUGACUUAAUCGAAAGAACGAAAGAGUUACUGGAAGAUAACGCAGAGCAUGUCAUGCAAUUAUUGAUCCAGUAUGCUCAAUCAUCGGAUACGGCUGCUACCAACCCGCGCCUCCUGGAUUGCAUCACUUCAUGGCUACGCGAAAUUCCUGCCGCCAAAGUUGUCGAGUCCCCCCUCAUGGAUGUGAUCCUGAAGGCAUUGGAUAACGAUGUAUCAUUCGACUCAGGCGUGGAGUGUAUGUGCACACUUUACCGUGACACAAAAGACGUCAAUGAAUCCCUUCCCGUCAUCGAAGCCCUCUAUCCCCGACUGAUGGCCCUGCGACCGAAGAUCGUCGAAACCGCCGAAGCAGAGGACUCGGAAGCUUUCAAAGGAAUCACUAGAAUGUUUGCUGAGGCGGGCGAAGCGUGGGCUGUGUUGAUCGCAAGACUGCCUGCUCAAUUCCGAGGUCUCGUCGAGGCGGUUCUUGAGUGCGCUGCGCGUGACUGGGAGCGCGAUGCUGUAUCUCUCACAUUCAUGUUUUGGUACGAACUGAAGCAAUACAUCACGCUCCCGCGAUACGGAGAGGCGCGGAUCAACUUCCAAGAUAUAUAUUCACAGCUGCUUGACAUUAUGGUCAAGCAUCUUGAGCUCCCUAGCCCCGAGGAAGGCGAAACUGACCUUUUCGGCGGGGACCGGGAGCAGGAAGAGAAGUACCGCCAAUUCCGUCAUAACAUGGGCGACGUGUUGAAGGAUUGCUGUGCUGUCGUCGGAGUGACCGAUUGCCUUGGUAAGAUCUACCAGAUCAUUCAGCAAUGGGUCGGGAAGUACGCGGCGCAAGCCAGCAAUGAGCACGUCCCCCAUUGGCAAGAACUGGAGGCGCCUCUUUUUGGCCUUAGAGCCAUGGGUCGUAUGGUGGAUCCUGAAGAGAAUACCGUGUUGAGCGAACUUGUCAACCUGAUUGUCCAGAUCCCUGAUCAGGAGAAGGUCCGGUUCCAAGCCAUCAUGGCUCUCGCUCGCUAUACCGAGUGGACUGCUCUCCACCCCGAGACACUGGAGGCGCAGCUCAACUACGUUAUUUCAGGAUUCAACCACAGCUCACCAGAAGUCGUUCAGGCGUCUGCGCUCGCGUUCAAGUUCCUUGGCACUGACUGCCAGAAACUUCUCGGCGGCCAUAUCGAUCACCUCCAUUCUUUUUUCGAGUCUGUGCUUGACAAAUUGAAGCCAGCCAGCCAAGAAGAGGUGACCGAGGGUGUUGCCGCGGUGGUUUCUGUUCAACCACUGGAGAAGAUCUAUGACUCAUUCAAGAUGUUCUGUGAUCCAAUUAUGCAGCGGAUCAUGAACCUUGCUAAUAACGCCAAAGAUGAAGACGGCCAACGAGCGGAGAACCCUGCUGUGAAAUACUGCGGCGAGAUCUUGCCCAUCAUGACCACGAUUGUCAUGAACUUUACCUCCUCUACGCCUAUCCAGGAGCGGGUCUGUCGGUGCUGGCGCUACAUGAUUAUUUGCUACCGGACUGCUAUGAUUCCCCUACUCCCUACUCUAGCCGAAAGCAUCGCAAAUGGCUUCCAGGCAUCCCGCGAGGGCUGCUUUCUCUGGGCAACGGAUGCCGUUGUGCGUGAAUUUUCCGACGGUGCGGAAUAUGUGGACCAGGCGACAAGCGACGCUGUGUUCCAAUUCUAUGAACAGCAGGCUAUCGCCUUUCUCCGGAUUUUGAACGACCUUCCUCCGGAAAAUUUGCCUGAUGUUAUCGAGGACUUUUUCCGCCUUUCUGCAGACGCCGUCCGAUUCUACCCCAAAAAAUCUAUCGGCUCAUCCCUUUCAGUUCCCAUAUUUUCCGCUGCACUCAGUGCUCUUACCCUUCAACAACCCGACCCCAUAAUUGCCACUCUACAUUAUUACCGUGAUCUGUUCAGCUUUGCUUAUGAAAAGCCCACCGUCUCUGAGUUUGUCAGUCCGGAGGGUGAGCCUUACACGAACCCACCUGAGGUUCGGGAGGCUGUCAAGGCCCUUCUUAUGUCACAGGGUCAAGUCCUAGCACAGCGUGUGCUGACGGGUAUGAUGUUUACGUUCCCAAGUGAUUGUUUCCCUGACGCAUCUGGUGUCAUGAUGACCAUGUUCGAUCUUCUGCCCCAGGAGACUGGAGCCUGGUUGCAGAACACCUUGCAGAUGCUUCCAGCCGGAACGAUGAAACCAGGUGAAGCAGAGCGUCUAUUGAAGAACGUCUCCGACAAAGUUCAGUCUGGCGAGAUCCGGAAAAUCCGCGUCUUACUUCAAGACUUCACGAACUCUUACCGCCGACGUAAUGUCGCCCCUCGUGAUGGCCUCGGCCGUCUGGAGGCAACACGAUUCCGGUUUAGCGGAUGA